Plasmodium vinckei vinckei is the source of this 3681-nucleotide messenger RNA. Its product is annotated as conserved Plasmodium protein, unknown function. The coding region runs from base 1 to 3681 and encodes 1226 amino acids. The transcript has a single exon. The record is from RefSeq and is a predicted model, not a curated record. Lineage: Eukaryota; Apicomplexa; Aconoidasida; Haemosporida; Plasmodiidae.
AUGAAAGUAGACUUAAAUGAAAUAUUCCAAAAUUAUAACUAUAAUGAGACGGUGAAACAGAUAGAAAACUUACGUAAUACUAUAACUAGUAAGGAGGAUAGUAUAAAAGAGUUUUUGCGAAAAAAAAGUAGUAAUGUUAUUAAUAAUACUAUUAAGAUUAAGAAUAUAUACUCUAGUGUAUAUAAUAUAAAAGAUAGUUUGGAUAAUAUAAUUACAAGUUAUGAAGAUUUAAUUGAUGAUGUUAAAAAUACAACAGCUGUUAACUUUAAAGAGGUUUCAUCAUCAUCUUAUAAAAAAGAAUUAUCAAAUUUUGAAAAGACUGUUGUAAAGGAUGUAUGGAAUAAAAAAUAUGAAAGUUAUGAGUUUUUAUUUCAAAACUCUUUUUUUGAUUUAUUAAAUAAUGAAGAAAAUAAUUACUAUGAUUUUAUGAAAAAAAGUAAAGAAGAAUUAGUUAAUUAUGAUUGUUUUUAUUUAAAUAAUUAUACAAACAAUAUAUACUUUGAUAUUAAUAAAAAAGUGAGUGAAGAAAAUUAUAUAUAUGUCUUAAAUAAAAUAUAUACUGACAUAUUUAUAUGCUUAAAAUUUCUUAAUUCCCUUUUUAAAAACCAAAUAAUUAGAGAUAUUUAUAUAAAAAUAUUUAAUAGUAAAAAUUCAGUUAAAUACUUAAAUUCCUAUAUAUAUAAACAUAAAGAAAACUUUUCAAACAUUAUAUUAAAAUUGAUAUAUUCUUCUUAUUAUAAUUUAACUUAUAGUACAUCCACCAAAAUUAAAUUAAUCACAAAAUCAUUGAUUGUCUUGUUAAUAUACUGCAAUGAAAAAAAUGCACACACAAAUGAAAUAAUAAAAGGUGAUCUUUUUGAAAAUAUUUUGGAAAAUCGAAUGAAUCUAAUAUAUAAUUUAAUUGGUCAAAACCCAGAGAAAAAUGUAUCUUCCAAAUGUAUAGCUAACAUAUCUUUACACCCAAAUCAAGAUAUUUCCUUCGAAAGUUUAAAAAAUAAUUUUAAAAAAGCUACAUACUUAUUAUUAAAUACUAAAUAUACCUUGAUGUUGUUAGCACGUUUUGACCCUCAGAAAAUUCACAAAAUAUUGAAUGAAGAAAUUAUUUACGAUCCAGUUAAAAACAUAAUUAAUUAUAAUACACAAACUAGUUACAACAAUGAUGAAGAUAAUAUGGCAUCUUCAAGUGACAUAAAAAAUAAAUCGGGUUUAACGGAAACAAAUCAAAAUUUUGAAAACAAUGAAAAUAAUAAAUUUAUCCAACUUAUGAAAAAUGAUUUGUUUAUAUUACAAGAUAUAUUUUUUAAAAAUAAUAAUAAUAAACAAACUAAUCAAGUGAACAAAAUCAAGUCAUAUUAUAAUCACGCUAUUAAUAACAUUAACGAAAUAAACAACAUCAUAAAUAAAAAUGAUGUAGCAAAAUUUAGAUUAUUAUAUAAAAGAUAUACAGAAUGUGCUAUUGAUAUAUAUAGGUAUAUGAUAAAAUUAUUACAUGACUAUUACUAUAAAAAUAAAUAUAGUUGUAUAUAUGAACAUUUGUUCACAAAAUAUGAAGACAUAAAAAUGUUUCAAAAAAAAUUAAGACAAGAUAUAUUAAUAAGAGAAAACAAUUUUAACAAAUAUAUAAAUGAUGUUAAUAUUUGUAUAUAUUAUAAUAACAAUUUAAAUUUUAUUCAUGAUAGAAUUUUUGAAAUAUAUAUAUUUCUUUUUUUAAAUAAGUAUAUAUGUGCAAUACCAUUCUUUGAUUCAAAAGAUAUUAACAAAUGGAAAAUAAUAAUUUUAAAAUUUUUGAAAAAUUUAUUUCAUAAUAUAUCAUUGUCUUAUCAUAAUAAUAAUAUUAUUCAAGAUUAUAUAUUUUAUUCUUUUGUUUUAAAUUCAUUUUAUUUUUUUUAUCAAUUUUAUAAUAAUAAUGAUCUAGAAUGUGCAUACUCAAAAUUUUAUCAAAUCGAAAAAUAUUCAAAUGAGACUAACAAAAUUAAGGAAAACAAUGACAUGGAUUUAUAUCAAUAUUUUUUAAUAAAUAAAAAUACAUUAAAAGAUAAAAUUUUUCAUACAGAAUUUAAAGAGUUAAUAAAAGAAAAAAUAAACCCAUUAAUAUAUUCUGCAUAUAAACUGAUUAUAUUUAUAGAAAAUAAAGAAAUUAUAAAAAAUUGUAAUGAUACAAAUUUUUUGUUUAUCAGUACUGAUCAAAAUAAAGUGAAUUUUUUUAACAUAUUCAAUUCUUUUGUAAAUUUAUUGAAUGUUCCAAGUGAGGCCCAAUUUAAUUGGCAAAAUCAAAUUGAUGAAGUUGACAAAAAAAAUAAAGACAUAUAUUUCGAUAAAUUAAACAAAUUUGAUCUUCUAAAUGACUUUUUAAAAUUCAAUCAUGAAAUUUCUAAGAAUGUAAAUUUGCCACAAAAUGGAAAUGAUCAUAUUUUAGAUAAUGUACCAUUAAAUGGUAAUGGCAGUAUUAAUAAUUAUGAGGGUAUGGAGAAUAAUAUUAAUAUAUCAGAACAAGCUUCUACUAAUCAUAUAGAAAUAAAAGAAAAUAUAAAUGAAAAAGAAUAUGCCGAACUAUAUUUUUUUAUGAAUUUGUUCAAAUAUAAUAGUAAAAAAAGUUUUAAUACAUUUUUAGAUUCCUCAAAAGAUGAAAAUAAUAAUGAUACAAAUAGUGUGCAUAGUAAUUUUCUAAAAGACGAAGAAGAAGAAAGAAACUUUCUUGUAACGGAUAUAAAAAGCAUUUACUUUUCUUUAGUAUAUAAAAUGUUUAAAAUAAUAUUAAAAUGCUUGUGUAUAGAAUAUUUUAGCAACUUAGAAAAAUAUUUAUAUUCUUAUAUUCCGAUUUUAUUUAAUAAUGAUAUAAAAAAUAUAACAUGUGAAAAAGUGAACUGUCAUUUAAUAAAUAUAUUUAUGUUUUCAAAUAUUUUGAUAUUAUAUAUUGAAAAAGUUAUGAAUACAAAUAUGUAUAGAGAUAUUAUAAUUUUUAUUAUAAAAUUGUUAUUGCAAAAAAAAUUGUUUUUUAUUUAUUACACAUUUAUUGAAAAAAUAAAAAGAUUGUAUCUAUCGAGCAUUGAAAAAAUAAGCCAAGAUGGAUUCAGUAAAAAUAUUUUAGAUAAAAAAUUAACAGGAUUAUAUAAUAUUAUACUCUUGGAUUUAAGUUUUGCAGAUAAAAUAUUAGACAAAAAUACAAUAGUAAACAAAUCACUAUAUGAAAAUCUUAUUUCAAGAUAUCGAAGAAAUAAAAAGUACUACAUUAAGUCUUGCCUUUAUUUUAUUGAUAUAUAUAAAGAAAAAUAUAAUGCUUAUAGUGAUAAAAAAAUUAGCAGUAAUAAUAUAACAGAAAAUAAUAAUUUUUUUGUAAAAAAAAUUAAUAAAGAGUACACCAGUAAUGAGAAGGAAGCCAAAUAUAAUAGUACUUCUAGCAGUUUGCUCAAAAUGAUAAUUGAUAAUUUAUUAGUAGAACUAAAUAACUUCGAUAAUCUUAGUAACAUUAUUUUUCAAAAGCACAUUUUAUCAUUAUCUCAAAGCAUGAUUAAAAAUACUUACUUUUUAUAUUAUUUAUUUGUUCACGAUUCAAUUAUAAAUAAUACACUUAUAGAUAUGCUGGAGCCUAAAAAUUCAUCCAUAGAAAUUUUUACUUUCAAUCAGGUUCAUACAAUUGAUCAUUGCUUUAUUGAAGAGAAGUUACUCGAUUUUUUUUUUUAG